This is a messenger RNA of Suillus subalutaceus, 969 nucleotides long. RefSeq lists its product as uncharacterized. Bases 1 to 969 code for a protein of 322 amino acids. The transcript is spliced from 3 exons. The record is from RefSeq and is a predicted model, not a curated record. Lineage: Eukaryota; Fungi; Basidiomycota; Agaricomycetes; Boletales; Suillaceae.
AUGUCUGCUACAGAGUCAUAUCUUGUUCAACAUGGAUCUGGAUUUGUUAAUGAAUAUGCGCGCCGUGAUACGACUGAUGAUCCAAACCACCUCUUAGGCGCUUUUCCUUGCUUGUUUCCUUAUGGGCUAGGAGGAUUCGAAGUCUCUCGACCACGUCCUGUCUCUUAUGAAGCUCACGCUAAGUGGGCUAUGCAAUACGGUGACAAGCGCUUUCGAAAAGACUUCCACUUUAUGUUUCAAGUUUUCGGUGUUAUCCAGAAACAUCAGGUUUGUCGAUCCACGGUUCUGCAAGUUCAGAAAAAGGCUUUUCUGGACAACAAAGCGUCUUUCACUCAUUUAACUGCCGAUGACCUUGCAUUGGCCGGUCGCCAGGAAGCAAAAAAAGAAGCUAUCUCCAACCCGGUGAUCCGUGCCUUGAAAAAACAUCUCACUGCAGUUCGAGUCAAUGUGGUGGGCACGGACGAAUCCAAGAUUAGUAUUCAUGCUUAUAUCUGGGGUAUGACCGUUCUUCGAAACCCACCCUCUUUGUGGAUCACAAUUAAUCCUACCGACACACACGAUCCUAUCGUCCAAGUAUUCGCUGGAGAGGAGAUUGAUCUGGAUCUAUUCGAUCGUACUGCAGGGCCUGACUCCGCCCAGCAUGCGAAGAUUGUUGCAGAUGACCCUUACGCUGCCGCUAAGUUCUUUCAUUUCGUAGUUCGAGCCAUUUUUGAGGAGUUGAUGGGUAUUACAAUUCAUAAGCGGGCAGCUAGAGGGUCCCAAAUUGUUCGGCGCAAGGGGAUUUUUGGAACGCUGGAAGGGUAUAUUGGUAACAGAGGAAAUUUUGGCUACGGCACCUCGAGACAAAGCAGUUUCGUACUCUCGGCCUCUCGAUCCCCGUUCACCCCACCUUUUCAACCUCUCAUCACGACGUGGAAGGUCGAUUGGUUCAUGCUGUUCAGGUCCAUAAAUGUGGACCUGGAUGUCUGA